Molecule: messenger RNA, 318 nt
Organism: Paramecium sonneborni
Lineage: Eukaryota; Ciliophora; Oligohymenophorea; Peniculida; Parameciidae
Source: the annotation of a GenBank genome assembly
AUGCUGAAUUACUUAAUGAUUAUCUAUCUGAAAUAAAAAUAUUUGGCUAAGUAGUUUUAAGAGAGGAUGAAGUUUAUAAAAAUUUUCAAAAAUCUAAAAAUUGAUCUUUACUCAACCAAAAUAACAUAUUUGAUGGUAAAUCUAAAUAAUAUGUAAAUAAUUAAAAAUUAAAAUAAUGCAUAGGAUUUCUUUAAGGUGGAUUAAUUGAUGUUAGAUGAUUUAAUUCUAAAUGGUAUCAAAGAUUAUUAUUCAAGAAUGAUAAAAUAAUUUAUCAUGACUGGAUAAUCUAAUUUUUUAGAAAAGUUCAAGAAGGUUUGA